Molecule: messenger RNA, 4717 nt
Organism: Talpa occidentalis (Iberian mole)
Lineage: Eukaryota; Metazoa; Chordata; Mammalia; Eulipotyphla; Talpidae
Gene: FAM161A
Product: FAM161 centrosomal protein A
Exons: 7
Coding region: 15-2165 (716 amino acids)
Biological process (GO): cilium organization
Cellular component (GO): ciliary basal body; photoreceptor connecting cilium; cilium
Source: RefSeq, a predicted model, not a curated record
UCGGCGGCGCGGUGAUGGCCGCCUCGCUCCGAGCGGGGAAGCCGGCGGCCUCCGGUCACCAAAGCCCGACAGAUGCCACCACCGGAGCGCGGGCCGCCCAGUCCAAAGGCGAAGACGCCGUAGACGACCAGGCAACUACAGAGAGGGCCUUGGAGAAGGAAGAGGAAGUGGAGAAGGCAGAGCCGCAGGCGCGGGCGCCGGCUGAUUUUAACACCAGCUUUUCUGCGGUGAAUGAACAAACACAUGUAGGCCCGGAGGACUUUGUGGACUCUUUGGACUUUUCUGAAAUCCGCCACUCUAACGAAGAAUAUUUCAGGAAACUAGAAGAACUAAAGACUGCCCACAUGGAAACUAUGGCAAAAUUAGAGAAAAUGUACCAGAAUAAAUUAAAUUUGAAGGGAGUUCAGCCAGUGGUCAUCAGAGAAGAGACUUCUGGUAUUUCUUCUAGGUCUGUAUCAGAAAAGAAUUCCUAUCACCCUGUCUCAUUAGUAACAUCGUUUUCAGAACCUAAUUUAAGUCAGUCUUCCUCCUUGAUUAUGCUUCCUUCUGAAGACGAAUUGCCCAACUUAGAAAAAGAGUAUCCCAAGAAAAACAAAGUGAUGAACUAUGCAAAGGAGCUCAUCAACAACAUGUGGACAAACUUUUCUGUUGAAGAUUAUAUUCAGUGUAAAGAUGUUGAUGAUUUACCAGCAGUUGAAAAAGCAAAGAAGAAACCAAAAGAGUGGGUACCAAAGAUUACAGUACCUGAGCCUUUUCAGAUGACAAUUAGAGAGCAGAAGAAAAAAGAAGAGGACAUGAAAUCUAAAUCAGAUCUGGAAAUGUUACACAACGCUCUUGAAAAAGAAGAAGAUUCAGAAUGUAAGAAGAAAUUCCGAGCUAAUCCAGUUCCCACAUUCGUCUUUUUCCCUUCUUAUCAUGAUUUACUCCAGCAAAAUGAAGAACAGAGGAGAUUUAGGAAGGAGAAAAACAAAGAAGCUCUUUUGGCCUCACAAAAGCCAUUUAAAUUUAUUGCAAGGGAAGAACAGAAGCAAGCAAUCCGGGAAAAGCAGCUGAGAGACUUUUUUAAGUGUAAAAAGACAAGGAAGCGAUUUAAAGCCAAACCUAUACCUCAGUCUACUUAUGCUUUAACUACCAAUGGCAAGUUAAAAGACAAGCUCUGUGGAAAUACUAGGACACAAGAGCUUUUACAGAAUUCAUCUCCUCUGUCUGAUACACUAGCUUAUAAAAAUUUUGCUACAUGGAAACCCAAGUAUCCUGAGCAGACUGAAAAGUUGAGGGGUAAACACAAGGGUAAGUGCCAGAUUGCUGAUUUUGAAGAGCUUCCUUUGAGAUACCAAAAACACCUCUCAGAAUGGGAGCAUCCCAAACAGAUAACCUGCAAACCAUUUGAUCUUCAUGCAGCCUCAUGUGUAUCCACUAAAAAGGAGAAAAAUUUGGCAGACAUUGAGACAGAUGAAGAAGAAAAUUUAAAAGAAACACAUUGGCCUUACCUGUCUCCAAGGCAUAAGUCACCAGUAGGAAGUGCAAGUGCAAAGCCCAUGCCUUGUGACUUCUACUUUCCAAUGCCCACAGCAUCUUCCAGAGGAAGAGAACAAGCCACAAGGAAAUCACUUGAGGAAAAGAAAAUGUUGGAAGAAGAGAGAAAUCGGAUCCUAACUAAGCAGAAGCAAAGAAUGAAAGAAUUGCAGAAACUUCUAAUAAACCGGGCUAAGGCCUAUGACUCGCAUCAAAGUUUAGCUCAAAUGUCUAAAGCCAGAGUAAAAUCUCUCAGAAAGAGUGAAAAGGAAAGGAUGAGAGAAUAUCAACAAGAACUAGAAGAAAGAGAAGAGAAGUUAAAAAACAGGCCACUACUGUUUGAAAGAGUUGCUCAGAAAAAUGCAAGAAUGGCAGCAGAAAAGCAUUAUUUUAAUACCCUCAAGGCACUAGGAAUAUCUGAUGAGUUUGUUUCAAAGAAGGGCCAAAGUGGAAAAACAUUUGAGUACUUCAGCAAUCAAGAGAAGAAAAGUUUCACUGGAGAUAAAGAAAGCUUGAAUGAUGAAGAAAAAAUCAAAGAAACAGAGAAUGGGGAAGAAAAUUAUCUUUCUGAUACCAACAGCCAAGAUUCUUGUAAGGAAAAAGAUGAAGCUGAUGAAGAAAGUGGAGAAGAGAAAUUGGUUGAAAAAUAAAAUGGUAUCAGCAGGAUCCUCCUCUGUGACAAGGGCUUUGCAUCAUCAUGUAUUAGCAGCUGCACUUGAGUGUUAACAUGAUGGAAACAUUCUCCAAUCUGUGUGGGAUUCUUGAGCAAAGUCAUUGGCAAUCUGAAAGGGUCAAAUCCAACUGAUGGGUCAUUUGGUCAGUUAGAGGAAGACUUUGCCUAUUCUGUUUUUGAAAUUGCUAUGUGUGGUCUGUUGGCAACUUUGAGCUUGUGUUUUUAAAAUGCUUUUGAGAAUCACAACUGAUUACAAACUGAUUAGUUAUAAAAAUAUACAUUAUUUAAUUACUUUUGAUGGGGAAAAUUGGCUUAGCAUCAAGAGCAAGAAAGGUGUUGGCCUUUGGUGAUUUGAAAAAAAUUUUUGGAAACUAUUAAUAAAUAUUUUUAAAGUGCACUAUCUGCCUAUCCUUUUUCUCUACAGCUCACAAAAUGAAUCCUCAAGCUUGUUUUACUAGAUAAAGUUUCUUAUGUGAGCCAUUUUUUAAAAAGUAAUAAAAUACAGGAAAAAAAAAAGAUUCCAUUACAUUUACAUUCAUUUCUGCACUGAUAGUUCACUAUUAAAUUAUCUAUGCCAUCUUACCUUUCCCCUUUAUCCCUUGUUUUAUUCAAAAUUAUUUUUGAUAUGUACAGUAAUAGAAAAAUUUUCAUACUAAUUUUUAACCCUGUAUAUUAUGAUAGCUAGAUAUAAUUAUAGCAUCUGAGUUAUGAUUGCAUGUAAAUAUCAACCCUGUUUUAUAUAUGAUGAAAUUAUGGAUAAUAUCUUGCCUAAGGCCAGUAUCCAAAUUAAUUUAGGUUUAAUUCUUUAUUACUGGACCCAGUUGUACUCAACUUUUACAUAUUAUUGCAGAUUUACUUUGUUUCUCUGUGCAUGAAGUUAAUUUGAUUUCAUGAAUCAUUUUUCCUCUUUAAGCAUAUUUUUGUUUAAAAAGUCAAACCAGUCAUAAAGAUAUGAUAGUGUAAGACAUUUUUCUUUCUAAAAUGGUUUAACCUCCUUUAAAGCGGGUGAACUAAUAAAGGUUUAUAUAAUAGCAGUGUUUCCCAACUGGCAGUUUAUACUCUAAAUAAAGGAAGAAGACAAUUUAUCUCAAUCAAGGGCAAAUGUUUACUUAUAAUUCCUUUCCUACAGCUUGUGUUAAACUAUUUGUCACUAUCAAUAGAUUGUAGACUCAUUGAGUCUACAGUUUAAAAAGUCAUCUUUGUAUUCCUUUGAUAUUUCACAGAAGAUUAUGCAUAUGGUAGGAACUUAAUAAAGAUUUGGAUGAGAAAGUAGAUGAAUAUGGUUUUUAAUUAUAAUUGCUUCAAAAUGAGUACCAUGGGAUUAAAAACAUUUCCCUUCCAAUAUAUUGAGACCCUGUGUAAUACGGUCCACAAAUUGUAAUAUUUGUCGCGUGACUUGGCUCCAAGGAUUUCCUCCAUAUUCUCUCCCUUGUCGUUACAGAGAGCAUGGGACUUGACUUCAGGGCCAAUCUUCAGUUUUCUUUAAAAAUGGGAAUGGUACCUAACUUAGGUGGCUGUAGAAAGGAGUGGAUGAAAUCACGUGUGGAAAAGUUCUUUGUAAACUAUCUGAUUCAAAUGACAAUGUCAGAGGAAAGAAUUUUCCUGAAGAAACAAACUUUUAUUUUGAUAGAAAUAAUGUUUGACCACUUUUUAAAAACCAGUGCAUAGUAAAUAGUGCCAGACAUUUAAAAACACUGGCAGUUUCAAAUCAUUCAAUGCACAUUGCUAUUUUUUUUUAAAGAAAAUCUUCAAAUUAACAGCCGAAUUAUGGCAUUACACAAUGAUGGUCAAACUUUAAAGCAAAUGUUUUUAGGUAGUAGGUAACUGAAAACUUUGUGUCUUUGUAUCAGCUGAAUUUGCUCCAUAGUUAUUCUUUUCACUUAUAGGAUUGUUGCACCCGAUUAGCCUGUUAUCAAGAAGGUUCUUUAUUCUUUAAAAAAGGAAAUAUUAGUGGGUACUUAGUGACUUCACACUUAUUUCUUCAGAAGAAAUUAUCUGAGUAUUGGGAGAUGAAUAUAUAUGUAUCAUACAUAUACAUACAUAGACUUCCCCAAUGAAUAUAUAUUCAAAUUUAUAGGAUUAUAUAUACUGAAUAUAUAUUCAUGUACUAUAUAGUAUAUCUACUCAAAAUAUUCCUAAGUGUUUAUACACACCUGUAUAUGUAUGUAUGUAUAUCAGAAAAUUGUCAAAGUUAUUCUUUUACUCCAUAUUUUUAGUCUAUUUAUUUUAAAGAAAAUAAGCAUGCCUCUAAGGAUAUCACAUUUUUCUCAUGGACACUAUUUCUCAAGUUAAUUCUAAUAAUUUGAGAGUAGCAAAGAUUUCAACAUUAGAACCUAAGCAGCAAAGAUCAUAGCCAUAACAUAUUGCCUUUAAAAAAAAAAAAAACAACUUAGACCCUUCUCAAUCAUCAUGUGUUUGUGUGUAUAUUUGUGUUUUUAGGGAUUGUUUUAGAAGGAAAAAGUUCCUAUGGAAUCAAGUUUUUGUCAAUGAAGUUUGUCAGUAUAUUGUAAUCUAAAUAAAAUGGUUGCU